AUGUCUGGACUCAAUGUCACCCUUGGUUACUUUCUCGCUGUUGUGGUGUUUGGUGCAGCCUUUAGAACCCUUUUCAGAAAAUGGCCUCGUUUGAGCGUUGCAGCAGAGUUUCCGGCCUCGUUUGUGCUGGUGGCAUGCUGGCUGGAGGUGCAGACCAUUAAAGAGGUGGGCGAGUGGGCAGGAGGACUGGGUCCAGACGUGACUCUAACCAUACUGUUUUUAGUGCUGCUGACCCAUGGUGUGAUCUGUGCCGGAGCCACUGGAAACCCCUCCCUGACUCUGAUGAAUUUCCUGCUGCUGGAGACCCAUACUCUGCCCACUCUGCUGGCUCUGGCUGCUCAGUUCCUGGGGGCACACCUGGCUCUGCUUGGGGCUGGCUACUACUGGGCCCUGGAGCUAAACGACAUGCACAUGAUCAAGAACCUGAUGUCAAGGGAGUGCAGCACAGCCCUGCGUGUCUCCCUGGUGCAGGGGGUCAUUUCUGAGUGUGUGUGUGCAUUCAUCUUUUAUCUGAUAUACCUCAGCCUGAAACGGCGCUCUGCGCUGAUUCGGGUUCCUCUCGUUGCAGCUGUGCUCACCUUCUUCUCCCAUUCAGCCAGUGAUUAUACCAUGGCUUUCCUGAACCCCUCCCUGGCCUAUGGCCUUACCUUCUACUGUCCCGGGUUCACCUUUACGGAGUACUCAGUGGUCUACUGGCUUGGGCCCAUUUUUGGAAUGACCCUUGCCCUUCUCCUGUACAUGGGCCACAUUCCUAGGAUUUUUACCAAGAACCUGCUGUAUUCCCAGAAAACCCGCUUCCGUGUGCCAAAGGGGGAGGGAGAUAAAAAAAAGUGA
Salvelinus fontinalis (brook trout) is the source of this 834-nucleotide messenger RNA. RefSeq names its product aquaporin 12 (gene aqp12). The transcript has 3 exons. Gene Ontology annotation, biological process: transmembrane transport. Bases 1 to 834 code for a protein of 277 amino acids. Gene Ontology annotation, cellular component: cytoplasm; membrane. Lineage: Eukaryota; Metazoa; Chordata; Actinopteri; Salmoniformes; Salmonidae. The record is from RefSeq and is a predicted model, not a curated record. Gene Ontology annotation, molecular function: channel activity.